AUGGGAAGCUCAACCGAAUCCACGGAGGAGGGACUCAUAUCGGAUGCCAUAUUUUUCGACAUCUCAAAAGCCUUUGAUCUGGUCCCACACCUCCCGCUGCUUCAAAAACGCGAAUCUUACGAAAUUCAAGGGGAAAUCCUACGCUGGAUCAAGGCGUUCCUAUCAGACAAAUUAUUCCGAGUGAGAAUAGACUCGGGCUACUCUUCUCCAGCGCCGAUCUCCAUUGAGGUUCUUCAAGGCUCCGUUUUGGGAUCACUGCUGUUUCUGGAAUGCGUCAACGACUUUCCCUAUGUUCGUGCGGACGACUCGAAAUCCUGGAGUUCCUAUGCCGGUGCCCUCCAAAUGGAUGUAGACGCUGCCAAGCAGUGGUCGUUGGACUGGCACCUUCCUCUGAACGAUGAAAAAAAUCAAUCCAAAGAGCGAAUAUUGAGAGGUGAACUGAACUGUAAACUGUGUCACUCGUUUGACCUUGGCGCCCUAUACGUCUUCCCUCAGCCGAUGCCGACGAGUGCCUACAAUGAUGAUGGUAUGGCGGAUAACGGACGGCGAAUUAAAGCGAUAAUACUUAUCGGUGGACCUGGGAAAGGUACUCGGUUUCGUCCGCUCUCUUUGGAGCUUCCGAAACCCCUGUUCCCUGUCGGUGGUUUCCCAGUGAUUUAUCACCACAUAGAGGCAUUUUCGAAGAUACCUGGUUUAUUUGAAAUUUUGCUCCUGGGAUUUUACCAACCCUCAGAAUACUUGACACAAGUCAUCGCGAAUGCGCAACGUGAAUUCAAGGUCACAGUUCGAUACCUCCAGGAGUUCACUGCCCUUGGCACAGCUGGUGGAAUUUACCAGUUCCGUGAUCAACUACUCUCUGGUUCACCGGAUUUGCUGUUCGUCAUGAAUGGCGAUAUUUGUUGUGAUCUCCCGCUGGAGGAAAUGCUGGAAUUCCACAAAACUCUAGGUUCAGGAGAUCGUUUUGUUAUCAUGGUGACCGAGGCCACACGUGAACAGUCAAUGAAAUUCGGUUGCAUUGUGGAGAAUCCAGAGACGCAUGAGGUUCUACACUAUGCGGAAAAACCGGCUACAUUUGUUAGCACAACAAUCAAUUGUGGAAUAUAUCUGUUCACACCUGGUAUUUUCAAGUUCAUUCGCAUAGCGUUUUUGGAACACCAGAACCAAGUGAGUUACGAACUGCGCCCACAAUGCAAAGAAAUUAUCCACUUGGAACGUGAGAUUUGUCAGCCACUGGCUGGUACAGGGACUCUUUUCGUGUAUCACACGACUCGAUUUUGGAGUCAGAUCAAGUUUGCUGGUGCUGUCAUCUAUGCAAAUCGCCAUGUCCUGUCGCUGUACGAACGCACACAUCCUCACCGUCUAGCUCGCAUGUCCCUACCCAGCUCAACAGGGUUACAGUUUCUAACUACUGAUAGUUCCCAAUCGAUUACCAUGAAUGGAGACUCCUCAGGCGAAAUCAGAGGACCCAUUAUUAUUGGUCACGUUUUCAUCCACCCAACAGCGCAGGUUGACAAAACUGCCGUACUUGGUCCGAAUGUGAGCGUGGGAGAACGUGCUGUGAUUCGAGGUGGUGUCCGCUUACGUGACUGCAUCGUUCUUCGUGAUGCGGAGAUACGUGAACAUGCGUGCUGUUUGAAUGCCGUGAUCGGAUGGAACACAAUAAUUGGCAAAUGGGCUCGUGUGGAGGGAACACCGAAUGAUCCGAACCCCAACAAACCGUUUACUAAGUUAGAUGUACUACCCGUGUUCAAUGCUAAGGGUCAGUUAAAUCCGUCCAUCACAGUUAUAGGUUCAAAUGUUGAAGUUCCGGCGGAAAUAAUCGUUUUGAAUUGCAUUGUUCUGCCACACAAGGAGCUGGCGCACAGUUCAAAGAAUCAGAUUAUUCUUUAAUUCCUAAAGGCAUGCUUUUUCUCAUAUUUUCACCGUUUCUUUUUUCAGACGGUUUUCUGGUGUUCUUUUCUAUUCAUUUAAUUAUUUGAAAUUGUCAAUUGGCUGCUUUAUACACAUCCCGAUUGACUAAUGGGUGACAGUGCAUAGGCCCGCUGAUCCAUGCGGGCUACCCUGUCUCCCAUCGCCUGAAUAACUUAGCUCUCUCUGUCCAUGUUCCGUUUUGUACGUGAGCCCGUACCUUCCUCUCAAUUCGCGAUUCUGUUUCCCACGUUGGUGACUAUUUCCAUUUAUAGAGACUAAGCGGAAGCUCUGUUCAGCGUUUGCAGUCGCCACCGUGCUAUGUCCUCCACUUCCCGUAGUUCGUACCAUUCUCUCUUAUCACGAUGCGUUGUUUUGCUCUGUUGAUGUUUUCUCUGCAUUGGAACAUCUCUAAAACGAUUUGUAUGAGAGCAAAGUUGAAUCCGUUUCCGACUUUCAAAGUAUUUUGUCUGGCUCUCACAUACUAUUAUGUGUCUUCUCUUCUGUUGCAUUCGCUAUCUGUUAAUUACAUUCUCCAGGCUGGCUGUGGGAAAAGUGAGUUCUUU
This is a messenger RNA of Opisthorchis viverrini, 2474 nucleotides long. RefSeq lists its product as hypothetical. The transcript has 11 exons. Gene Ontology annotation, cellular component: cytoplasm. Lineage: Eukaryota; Metazoa; Platyhelminthes; Trematoda; Opisthorchiida; Opisthorchiidae. The record is from RefSeq and is a predicted model, not a curated record. The coding region runs from base 1 to 1890 and encodes 629 amino acids. Gene Ontology annotation, biological process: biosynthetic process.